This is a messenger RNA of Anolis sagrei ordinatus, 823 nucleotides long. It is a transcript of the gene GPX4, whose product is annotated as glutathione peroxidase 4. Gene Ontology annotation, biological process: response to oxidative stress. NCBI's taxonomy places the organism in Eukaryota, Metazoa, Chordata, Lepidosauria, Squamata, Anolidae. The record is from RefSeq and is a predicted model, not a curated record. Gene Ontology annotation, cellular component: nucleus; mitochondrion. Gene Ontology annotation, molecular function: phospholipid-hydroperoxide glutathione peroxidase activity; glutathione peroxidase activity.
UAAAGGCGGGGCGGGGGAGAAAGGGAAGGGCGGGAUGAGUUUGGGCUGCUUGUUGAGGCGGACGCUGCUGUUGGGAGCUCUGACGACGCGGGGACUGACUCGGACCAUGUGUGCCCAAGAGACUGACUGGCAGACGGCAAAAUCAAUAUAUGACUUCCACGCCCUGGAUAUCGAUGGCAAUGAUGUCUCUCUGGCGAAGUACAGGGGCCAGGUCUGCAUCAUCACCAAUGUGGCGUCGAAAUGAGGCAAAACUCCCGUAAACUACACUCAGUUUGUCGAUAUAUAUAGUCGAUAUGCAGAGCGUGGUUUACGGAUCCUUGCUUUCCCCUGCAACCAGUUUGGCAAACAGGAGCCAGGCACCGAGGCAGACAUCAAGGCCUUUGCCGCGGGCUAUGGGGUGAAGUUUGACAUGUUCAGCAAGAUCGAAGUCAACGGGGACGGUGCGCACCCGCUCUGGAAAUGGAUGAAGAGCCAGCCCAAGGGCAAGGGCACCAUGGGAAAUGCGAUAAAGUGGAACUUUAGUAAGUUCCUCAUCAACAAGGAAGGACAAGUGGUCAAGAGAUACAGCCCCAUGGACGACCCCGUUGUGAUCGAGAAGGAUCUGCCCGCUUACCUGUAGGCCCGGCUCCCCGUCGUGUCCCGCAGCUUGCCCCUCCACUUUCCUGGGACGCUCUGCCUCCAUGACGACUUGCCUUCAAGCCAAAACCAAUUGGUGGGGCAUGUCUGAAUCAACUGGCAUGGGCUCCCAGGGACGGGAUGGUGGCAGAUGUUGUGGCCGGUGCGCUUUGUAGCAAUAAACGCCUCGUUGUUUCUCUGCUCAUAA